GACCGCAUCCCAAUUGACGAGUACCCUCAAGCCUAUGCAUUGGUAUUGGCCACGGUGGCACACGCCAAGUUGCUAUUUGCAGACGUUUUGGGCUCACGAGCUGAUCUAGAAGAGGCCGGAAAGCUGCUUGAAGGAGUAGACGGUGUUGACAAAAGCGUCAAUGCUGCCUUUUACGAGGUGAAGGCUGACUAUCACAAGCUAAAAGGCGAAUAUGCACCCUACUACCGGCACUCGUUGUUGUACCUCGCCUGCGUUGAUAUUGACACGGAUCUAUCGAGCAAGCAACGAUUCGAGAGGGCAAAGGAUCUGAGCCUGAGCGCAUUCUUGUCGGACAGCAUCUACAACUUUGGGGAACUGCCAAUACUCCAACAAUCAUACCCCUUCUUACGACAGAAGAUCUGUCUCAUGGCACUGAUCGAGGCGGUGUUCCGUCGAAAGUCGUCCGAGAGGACGCUUUCCUUCCAGACGAUCGCUGAAGAGACACAGACACCGCUAGUAGAAGUCGAACAUUUGGUGAUGAAAGCGUUGAGUCUAAAGCUGAUUGCUGGUACCAUAGACGAACCGGCAGCGAAAGUGCACAUAACAUGGGUCCAACCACGAGUCCUGUCACGUCAUCAGAUUGAAACCUUGUCAUCAACCUUAGGUGAUUGGCUAGAGAAGAUGUCCAAGCUGGAAAACUUCGUUAGAAUGAACGAGAGCAUGUGUGGUAUCGAUAGCAGUUUAGAUGGCCCACGAAUCGAAAGCGUUACAGCCGUACCCGUGUCGUAUCUCGACAUGCCCUCUCCCUCGCUCAGAUUGAGUUUCUCCGCGACCAACCCGAGUCGUUAUCUACUGAGAAUGUUUCGCUGUUUGGCUAGGAUCAUGUCGGGCUCCGUGGUGAUAACCAGCCGGGUGGAUUGCGUUCACCACGUUGUUUCCUGUCCGCUGCUCGCGCUGAAUGGGCCAAAGUGGCAUAGACGAAAAGAGUUCGAGCUUUGCCGUGUCCCUGCCCCUGAAUUCUUCGACUCGACCUUCAUCGUCCCAACAUUCCACUCUAGCCUUCCGUCGAGGCCCAACCCCCCAGACGAUAGCGAAAUCUCGUUCGCACUGUUUGCGGGUUCUGUCUUUCUCGUCCCAACCGUGUUUGCUGGCGCAGCCCAUUCGCCCAUCUCCCAAGCACACGACCGUUGGCGUCCCCAGAGACGUUCGAGCACAAUCGCAGAACGACCCGAAGCAGACUAUUCACGACUCUGA
Acaulospora colombiana is the source of this 1233-nucleotide messenger RNA. NCBI's taxonomy places the organism in Eukaryota, Fungi, Glomeromycota, Glomeromycetes, Diversisporales, Acaulosporaceae. The record is from the annotation of a GenBank genome assembly.